This is a messenger RNA of Cladophialophora carrionii CBS 160.54, 1203 nucleotides long. RefSeq lists its product as uncharacterized. NCBI's taxonomy places the organism in Eukaryota, Fungi, Ascomycota, Eurotiomycetes, Chaetothyriales, Herpotrichiellaceae. Bases 1 to 1203 code for a protein of 400 amino acids. The transcript has a single exon. Gene Ontology annotation, molecular function: tRNA-specific adenosine-37 deaminase activity; RNA binding. The record is from RefSeq and is a predicted model, not a curated record. Gene Ontology annotation, biological process: tRNA wobble adenosine to inosine editing.
AUGUCAGCAGUCGUCCUUGUGGCGCAAACUGGAGGAGCCCAGGAUCUCAAUUGUGUCUCGUUUGCAACCGGAACUAAAUGUCUUUCGGCCUCUGCAAUGCCCAAAUGCAAGGGCUUGGUGUUGCAUGACUCUCAUGCGGAAGUCCUGGCAUUACGUGGGUUGAAUCACUGGCUACUAUCAGAAGUGAAGGCAAUGCUGCAAUUUCCAGCUUAUCAAUCACCGUAUCUCGAGUUCUGUCAAAGACAAAAUACUCUGACCGACGAGGAAGACGGCGGCCAAUUUGACGAGCCACCAUUCAAGAUUAAGGACAACAUCGCAAUCUACUUCUUCACCACUGAAGCUCCUUGCGGGGAUGCGUCGAUGGAGAUAUUGAUCGAGUCAUUCCCUUCCAGUGCGGCAGCACCAUGGCCAGUGGAGGGUCAGAGCGACAUUCAGCUGCAAGGCCGUGGUCAUUUCUCUCUGCUGGGCUACACGCGCCGCAAGCCCGCACGUGCAGACGCAGAACCAAGUCUCUCCAAAUCAUGUACGGACAAGCUGGCGGUCAAACAGUUCUCAAGCGUCCUCUCGUUCCCGGCCGACGUGUUCAUUCAGAAGUCCAGCAGUGCCUUCAUACAAAGUGUGGUGGUCUACUCUGAUCAAUACCACGCCACAGGCUACGAGCGUGCGUUUGGUCGAGCAGGUCGUCUAUCUCAGCUCAGCGACACUGGUCAUUUCUUCAGUGUCGAACCACUUCCUGUCGAUUCCCCACGCUUCGCCUUUGGUAAAAAGCAGCAAAGCUCGUGCGGUCUGCCGAAGACCACAUCCAAAGUGUCCAACAUCUCAGCCUUGGCAAUUCGAAGGACCGGAUCAGACAAAACAGACAUCGUCGAGGUUCUCGUCAAUGGUGUGAAGCAAGGCUACAAGCAAUGGGAUGAAAGAUCGAGCAAAGCCAGCGUCGUUUGCAGGAGGAACCUAUGGGAUGUUGCUGUAAGUAUCAGCCGUCAGCUCGAAGCUUUCCGGGAUGUCGACCAGACCACACCCGCAGUAACACAUUGCAAGAUUGAUUGGUGGAAGGAUCUUCGCUGUGCACUUUCAGCAAGGACAUACGACGAUGCAAAAUCGUCGUGUCUGAGAGGACCUUCCAGAGACUGCAGAAAACAGGUCACCGAUGCUCUGGGCAAUUGGUGCAAGAAUACCGGUGAUGGCAACUGGUGCCGGAGUUGA